Desarmillaria tabescens is the source of this 990-nucleotide messenger RNA. RefSeq names its product RNA polymerase II second largest subunit. Gene Ontology annotation, cellular component: RNA polymerase II, core complex. Gene Ontology annotation, molecular function: ribonucleoside binding; DNA binding. Lineage: Eukaryota; Fungi; Basidiomycota; Agaricomycetes; Agaricales; Physalacriaceae. Gene Ontology annotation, biological process: DNA-templated transcription. The record is from RefSeq and is a predicted model, not a curated record. Bases 1 to 990 code for a protein of 329 amino acids. The transcript has 4 exons.
AUGUCUCCUCGUAACACCUACCAAUCCGCUAUGGGCAAGCAAGCGAUGGGCAUAUAUCUUACCAACUUCCUCAUUCGCAUGGAUACCAUGGCCAACAUUUUAUACUACCCCCAAAAACCUCUCGCCACUACUCGAUCCAUGGAAUAUCUCAAAUUUCGGGAGCUACCAGCUGGACAAAAUGCCAUCGUAGCUAUUCUGUGCUACAGCGGAUACAAUCAGGAAGAUUCCGUCAUCAUGAACCAGAGCUCUAUUGACCGAGGAUUAUUCCGGAGUAUCUACUAUCGAAGCUAUAUGGACGUGGAAAAGACCAACGGCAUACAAUCACUAGAGUAUUUCGAGAAGCCCAUGCGAGAGAGCACACUUCGGAUGAAGCACGGCACGUACGACAAGUUGGAAGACGAUGGUCUCAUUGCCCCAGGUACCGGUGUGGUUGGAGAGGAUAUCAUUAUGGGGAAGACUGCACCUAUUCCUCCAGAUAGUGAGGAGCUUGGUCAGCGUACCCGAAUGCAUACGCGACGAGACGUAUCAACGCCGCUGAAGAGCACAGAACUGUUGGUCACUACGAAUUACGAGGGUCACAAGUUCGUCAAAGUUCGAGUUCGGUCCACCCGUAUCCCUCAAAUUGGAGACAAGUUCGCUUCAAGGCAUGGUCAGAAAGGUACUAUUGGCAUCACCUAUCGACAAGAAGACAUGCCCUUCACUUGCGAGGGCAUUGUGCCGGAUAUCAUCAUCAAUCCUCAUGCCAUUCCGUCCCGUAUGACAAUCGGGCAUUUGGUCGAAUGUCUGCUUUCCAAAGUGGCAACGCUUAUUGGAAAUGAAGGAGAUGCCACUCCUUUCACAGAUCUUACUGUCGAGUCGGUUUCGACCUUCUUGAGGCAGAAAGGUUAUCAGUCUCGGGGGCUCGAGGUGAUGUACCACGGGCAUACGGGACAUUCACUCUCGUGCUCGAGGGCCGGUGCAAAUCCUUACAAGACAACCUGUGGAGGGUAG